This is a messenger RNA of Effrenium voratum, 1164 nucleotides long. NCBI's taxonomy places the organism in Eukaryota, Dinophyceae, Suessiales, Symbiodiniaceae. The record is from the annotation of a GenBank genome assembly.
AUGGUCAGGCCAGUUCCUUUUGCCACCUUUAAAAGCCGUACCAGGACGAGUGCCACCUUCAAAGCCGUACCAGGUGAGAAUGACAUCCUGUGCGUCAAGCAAGCCGGCAUCGCCGUGCCGUCCUUGUCGGAGGUGCUCAAAGGCUCCAAGGGUGCCAUCGUCAUUCCUUCCCUCAAGGAGGCGCUGACCAAGCCGGAGGCCAGCGAGGUAAAGGAGCCCAAGGCUCAGCUAGAAGAGAGCGCCAGCGCGCAGCUUGCGCAAGGUGAGCCUCUCCCCGUGCCUGUGCGCCAGCCCGUGUGCUACGAGGACCUGGAAGACGAUGCGCCAACACCCUCCGCGCCCUCCGCGCCCUCCGCGCCCUUUGCGCCCGUGGACGCCACGGAAGCUGCGGAAGUCGCGGGAGAUGCGGAAGCGGACUCGCCACAGGUGGACCACAACCGCUUAGCCUUGGCUCUGAACCGCCUCGCCAAGGACUCCAAGCGAAGGGCACGAGUUGCAGAGGCUGCCAAGGCCCGCUCGGUGUUCAUCACCAACUUGCCCUUCAAGGCGAAGGAGGAGGAGAUCAGAGGCUGGCUGGAGCCGGCGGGUGACAUCAAAGGGCUGAGGCUCAACCGAGACAAGGUGACCACCAAAGCCCUGGGCUACGGCCACGUGCAGUUCGCAUCUCCGCAAGCUGCAGAGGCUGCUGUGAAGCAGUGCGACAAGAUCGAGCUGCAUGGCCGCGUGAUGCGCGUGGCGCCGGUGUCUUCGGAGAAGUUUCAGUUUGAGCUGCCGAACAACAUCAAGGAAGACCUCCGGGCGCUCAUCUCUGAGGCAUAUGAGGGCAUGAACAUCAGUACCAUCAAGGAUGCGUGGCAGUGCCGCCACCCGGGGGAAAAGCUGAACACCACCAAGUGGGGCUUCAAGAACUUCUCGGCUGCCCUGAGGACUCUGGAAGGCGUGCAGUUGGAGCAUCACCUGGACAAGACGCUGACCUUCUUGGCCUUCUUCCAAGAUUCGCCGGCGCACCGGGCAUUCCUGGAGGCCAAGGCCAAGAAGAUGGCGGCAGCGCCGUUUGCCCGCGGUGGCCGGCCGGCCGUUGCCUGGGAUCUUUUGGGCUUCCAGCGGUUUGGGUUGGACUCGGCGGAAAUGGAGCAGUGGCAACCAACGUGGAUUGAGAAUUGA